AGAAACAGCAAUUCAAUUCUCACUCAGCAUCUCUCUCUCUCUCUCUCUCUCUCAGCGCGCUAGCAACAGCAAUUCAAUUCACCAUUUUCUUCAUCUGCCCAAUAUCUAUCCUCCUUUCUCGCUCACAUUUCAUUUCUCUCUCCAACCAAAUGUUUCUGUUUCUGUCAUCUUACUCAAAAAUGACCACCACUACCAUCACCGCCUUCUCUUCUUCUCUCUCUCCUACUCCCUCCCCUGUCUUCUUCUUGUUCCUCUUCUUCUUCACUCAGAAUCAUUGAAUCCGUCUCUGUUACUCAGUCACUGAUUCCUGAAGCAGAACCUAACGCUUGAGACAGCAUGAACAAGCUUGUGGUGGAAGUUCUGGAUGCGAGCGACUUGAUGCCCAAAGAUGGAGAAGGCUCAGCUAGCCCCUUUGUAGAGGUAGAAUUUGACAAGCAAAAGCAGAGGACUCAAACCAAGCUCAAGGACCUGAAUCCUCAGUGGAAUGAGAAGCUAGUGUUCAACGUCGAUGACCCCAGAGAUCUUCCCAACAAGACGAUUAAGAUUGUCGUGUACAACAAUCGAAGAGCCGAUACGGGUUUCCAUCAGAACUUCCUUGGAAGGGUCGUAAUUAAAGGUGAGACUGUUUCUUUCUCUGACUCUGACGCCACUGUUCAGCGAUAUCCUCUUGACAAACGAAGUCUAAUGUCACGUAUCAGAGGAGAAAUCGCUCUCAGAGCCUAUGUAGUUUAUGACCCUUCUGGUUAUGCUCCUCCUCCUCCUCCUCCUUCGCAAGAACAAGGAGCAAAAGUCAGUCCUGUGAUGGAUGAACCUGUGGAAGAGACUCCUCUGCAAGAGAUUAACACCAACAAGCUAGAUCACCAUGAAGAAAGAAGAGUUGGCGAUGAUAGUGCGAUGAAGAAGAAGAAGGAGCCAGAAGUCAGAAUUUUUCACUCCAUCGGAACUGAGAAACCCGAUAACCCUCCUGCACCUGCUCCUCCACCGCCGGCGGCACCGACGAGGUCUGAUUUUGCUCGUGCAGGUCCACCGAAUGUGAUGUUGAUGCAGGUACCGAAGCAGAACCCAGAGUUUGCAUUGGUUGAGACGAGCCCACCUCUAGCAGCUCGCUUGAGGUAUAGAAGAGGGAGCAAAAUAUCAACCACAUAUGAUUUAGUGGAACAGAUGCAUUACUUGUAUGUGAGUGUGGUGAAGGCAAGAGAUCUUCCAGUGAUGGAUGUGACAGGAAGUCUUGAUCCUUAUGUGGAAGUGAAACUUGGGAACUACAAAGGAGUAACGAAGCACUUGGAGAAGAAUCAGAACCCGGUUUGGAAGCAGAUUUUUGCCUUCUCGAAGGAACGAUUGCAAUCAAACUUGCUUGAAGUGACUGUGAAGGACAAAGAUUUUGUUAAGGAUGAUUUUGUGGGCAGAGUUUGGUUUGAUCUCACUGAAGUACCUCUUAGGCUACCCCCAGAUAGCCCUUUGGCUCCUCAGUGGUACAGAUUGGAGAACAAGAAAGGGGAAAAACUACAUAAAGGUGAAGUGAUGCUUGCAGUUUGGAUGGGAACUCAAGCUGAUGAGUCCUUUCCUGAGGCAUGGCAUUCUGAUGCACACAAUGUUAGUCACACAAACUUGGCCAAUACAAGAUCAAAGGUAUAUUUCUCCCCAAAGCUUUACUAUCUCAGAGUUCAAGUGAUUGAAGCUCAGGAUCUUGUGCCGUCUGAGAAAGGAAGAGUUCCUGAAGCAGUGGUGAAAGUACAACUUGGAGGUCAAAUGAGAUACACUAGGCUUUCUCAAGUUAAAGGAAUAAACCCAGUUUGGAAUGAUGAACUUAUGUUUGUUGCAGCAGAACCUUUUGAGGAUUUCAUAGUGGUGACUGUAGAGGAUAGAGUUGGUCCUAGCAAUGUGGAAAUCUUAGGAAGGGAAAUCAUCUCAGUGAGAAGUGUUCCACAUAGACUUGAGACCAGCAAGCUCCCUGAUUCUCGAUGGUACAACCUGCACAGGCUAUCGGCAGUUGGAGAAGAAGAAAAGGAGAAAAAGAAGGAGAAAUUCUCAAGCAAGAUUCACCUCCGCAUGUGCCUCGAGCUCGGGUACCAUGUUCUUGAUGAGUCCACACAUUUCAGCAGUGAUCUCCAGCCAUCCUCCAAGCACUUGAGGAAACAAAGCAUUGGAAUUCUUGAAGUUGGCAUACUGAGUGCAAGGAAUUUGCUGCCUAUGAAGGGGAAGGAUGGCAGAACAACUGAUGCAUAUUGUGUAGCUAAGUAUGGCAACAAAUGGGUUCGAACCAGAACUCUGCUUGACACGCUUUUCCCUCGCUGGAACGAGCAGUACACAUGGGAAGUUUAUGAUCUUUGCACUGUGAUCACAAUUGGGAUGUUUGAUAACAACCACAUCAAUGGCAGCAGUGACAGCAGAGAUCAAAGAAUAGGCAAAAUAAGAAUCAGGCUUUCAACUCUUGAAACUGAUAGAGUUUAUACUCAUUAUUAUCCACUCUUGGUUCUCACACCUGGUGGCUUGAGGAAGAAUGGAGAGCUUCAAUUGGCAUUGAGGUUUACUUGCACAGCAUGGGUUAAUAUGCUUGCUCAAUAUGGUAGGCCUUUGCUUCCAAAAAUGCAUUAUGUCCAGCCCAUACCUUUGAGGCAUGUAGAUUGGCUCAGGCACCAGGCUAUGCAAAUUGUUGCAGCAAGGCUAGUGAGAGCUGAACCGCCGCUGAGGCCCGAGGCAGUUGAGUACAUGCUUGAUGUGGAUUAUCAUAUGUGGAGUUUGAGGAGAAGCAAAGCAAAUUUUUGCAGAAUUAUGUCACUGGUCUCUGGUGUUACUGCCGUGUGUAGAUGGUUCCAUGACAUUUGCACAUGGAGGAAUCCAAUAACCACUUGCCUAGUUCAUGUUCUCUUCUUGAUACUAGUUUUCUACCCAGAACUGAUCUUGCCCACCAUUUUCCUCUACCUGUUUGUGAUUGGGAUUCGGAACUACCGGUUCAGGUCAAGGCACCCGCCCCACAUGGAUGCGCGGCUUUCACAAGCCGAGAACGCGCACCCAGAUGAGUUGGAUGAGGAAUUCGACACAUUCCCGACUAGAAAACCAGCGGAUAUUGUGAGAAUGAGGUAUGACAGGUUGAGGAGUGUAGCAGGAAAAGUGCAGACUGUGGUAGGAGAUUUGGCUACUCAAGGAGAAAGAGCACAAGCUUUACUGAGUUGGAGAGACUCAAGAGCUACAGCCAUCUUCAUCAUCUUGUCACUUAUAUGGGCUGUCUUCAUCUAUGUCACUCCUUUCCAAGUUGUUGCAGUUCUUGUUGGCCUUUACAUGUUGAGACAUCCUCGUUUCAGAAGCAAGAUGCCUUCUGUGCCUGUUAAUUUCUUCAAAAGAUUGCCAUCUAAGUCUGAUAUGAUGCUAUGAGAUGAGAGAGCAAUAUCAAAAUCCAUUGGUAUGAAGACAAGUUCUGUAAUAUCCAUCCAAUCAGAAUUCUGCUUGAAAGCAACACUGUCCUCAAGAGGUAUAAUGAAGUCUGAAGUAACUAAAGGACCCUUUUAUUUAUCCCUUGGUAUGGUAGGUACCCAUUGCCUUUUCUGACAGUUGGUGACAAAUUAUCAAUAAAAUAAUAAGCAACUUCUUUAAUGCUUUAUGAUUCAUCUAACUUGUAAGGUCUUUUGAUUAAUUUUUAAUGACAUUUAGAACAGGAGAAAAAAAAAAUCCCAUAGACACACUAUCAUAUAGUUACAGUUUUCUUUUUCUUUUUUAUUUUUUGCCCCUUUCUUUCUUUCUUUUUUAGAUGGUCAAAAACUCAGUUGAAAGCACCAUUCAUCAAAUUCCAUGCUACUAAAGUGCAAGACUGAAGAUAAUUUUUUUUUUUUGGUGUGUUUCUUUACAAGUGAAGUGUACACCGUAAAUGUAUUUUUUUAAUAUUCAUGUAACUUUAUAAUUGCUAUUAAGGCCUUCAAAAGCAUCUGCCUUGUUAUUUUUUUGA
Messenger RNA from Prosopis cineraria, 3940 nucleotides. RefSeq names its product FT-interacting protein 7. NCBI's taxonomy places the organism in Eukaryota, Viridiplantae, Streptophyta, Magnoliopsida, Fabales, Fabaceae. Bases 337 to 3372 code for a protein of 1011 amino acids. The record is from RefSeq and is a predicted model, not a curated record. The transcript has 2 exons.